AUGAAUAUUUACAAUUAUCUCUUUAAGUUCAUUAUUGUUGGAGACACUAGUAAUCUAUUAAUUUAUAAUAAGAUGUUGGUAAAAGCUGUUUACUAUUAUAAUUCACUGAUUCUAGAUUUAGAAAUGAACAUGAUGCAACUAUUGGUGUAGAAUUUGGAUCAAGAAAUCUCAAAAUAAAUGAAAAGUAAAUCAAAUUAUAAAUUUGGGACACUGUAUUAUAUCAUAAUUAAUCAAUAGGCUGGAUAAGAAUCAUUUAAAUCUAUUACGCGUUCUUAUUAUAGAGGGUAUAAAUUAUCUUAAUAUUAUAGAUCUAUUGGUGGAAUUCUUGUCUUUGAUGUUACUAAUAGACAGUCCUUUGAGGAUGUGUAAAAAUGGCACAAUGAAAUUCAGGGAUACGCUUGUGAUAAAAUUGAAAUGGUUAUUGUGGGAAAUAAAAUUGAUUUAGAAGAAAGGUAAUACAUUUUAUAAUUUAUAUUCUAGAAGAGAAGUAAAAACUGAAGAAGCAAAGAAAUUUGCUUAGAAAUUUGGGUUUGAUUACUUUGAAACUUCAGCAAAAACAGGAGAAAAUGUUGAUGCUGUAUUUGAGUCUAUGGCAAAUAAAGUCUUAGCAAAAAUUGGAAGUGGAGAGAUUGAUCCAACAUAAGAAGUAAUAUAUAUUAUUAAAUUAUAAAGAUUUAUGGAAUCAAAAUAGGAUCUAUUGGAAUAUAAAGUAAACCUGCAAAUCCUCCUACAAAUAAUUAACCUUCAAAACCAUAAACAAUAACAACAACUGGUUAAAAUCAAAAUUAGAAGUCUGAAUCCUGCUGCUGAA
Messenger RNA from Paramecium pentaurelia, 811 nucleotides. The record is from the annotation of a GenBank genome assembly. NCBI's taxonomy places the organism in Eukaryota, Ciliophora, Oligohymenophorea, Peniculida, Parameciidae.